Colias croceus (clouded yellow) is the source of this 702-nucleotide messenger RNA. RefSeq names its product 40S ribosomal protein S9 (gene RpS9). Gene Ontology annotation, biological process: translation; positive regulation of translational fidelity. The record is from RefSeq and is a predicted model, not a curated record. Bases 92 to 676 code for a protein of 194 amino acids. NCBI's taxonomy places the organism in Eukaryota, Metazoa, Arthropoda, Insecta, Lepidoptera, Pieridae. Gene Ontology annotation, cellular component: cytosolic small ribosomal subunit. The transcript has 4 exons. Gene Ontology annotation, molecular function: structural constituent of ribosome; rRNA binding.
GACAGCUGUCGACGAGUUAUUUGACUGUCAAAGUGACAGACCUUCUCAUAACCUCUUUUUCGGCGAGCCGUGUUGUGUGCAGCUCGCCAUCAUGGUGAACAACCGUGUGCCGUCAGUCUUCUCAAAGACAUACGUGACGCCCCGUCGUCCCUUCGAAAAGGCGCGUCUCGACCAGGAGUUGAAGAUCAUCGGUGAAUAUGGUCUGAGGAACAAGCGUGAGGUCUGGAGGGUCAAGUACACGCUGGCCAGGAUCCGUAAGGCCGCCCGUGAGUUGCUCACCCUUGAAGAGAAGGACCCCAAGAGAUUGUUCGAAGGUAACGCACUUCUCCGUCGUCUGGUCAGAAUCGGCGUGUUGGACGAGAAACAGAUGAAACUCGAUUACGUGCUCGGUCUUAAGAUUGAGGACUUCUUGGAGCGCCGUCUGCAGACACAGGUCUUCAAGGCUGGUCUCGCCAAGUCCAUCCAUCACGCUAGGAUCCUCAUCAGACAGAGACACAUUCGCGUCCGCAAGCAAGUAGUGAACAUCCCAUCGUUCAUUGUCCGCCUGGACUCUGGCAAGCACAUUGACUUCUCGCUCAAGUCACCCUUCGGCGGUGGCCGUCCAGGUCGCGUCAAGAGGAAGAACCUCCGCAAGGGACAGGGCGGUGGUGCUACCAACGAUGAAGAGGAGGAUUAGACUAAUAAACUGAUGUUUAUACAUUA